CUGUCACAAUGUCUGAAGAUCGACCAGAAGAUUCGGACCUAUACAGGUUAGAAGGUGAAAAUAAUCAAGCUGGUGGGUUGAUAAUUAGAAAGAAGGUAUCGGAUCAUACCUUUAAGAAACCGCAAGCCUCUAUCCUAGGAUUAGACAAGUUGGCUGAACGCAAGCGUCGAGAAAAUUCUCAAGAACCGACUAACGUACAGUCUAGUCCUAGCACCAGCAGCUCUCCAGAUCAUAACUCGGAUUAUAAAGAGAGGAAGUAUCGACUGCAUGAAGAAGAGACACCAACUCAUACUGGUGGGGUUAAUUCAGAAGCUCGGCAAAGAUUUGAGGUUCGAUUGAGCCGUCAAAGAUUAGAUGCACAAGAUAAAUUAUACAGAGAAAAACGCCGACAUGACAGAGAAAAAGAGAGGGAUCGAAGUCGCAGCCGAGACAGCAUCAGGCAAUCACCGCUGCGAUUUAAAGAUGAGCCACAAACUCCAAAGUUUAGAUCAAAGGACUCAACCUCUCGGAGUAAUUGGGAUGAUGAUGAAGAUUUUGAACCCAGAAAGUCAACUUGGGAUCAUCCUACUCCAAAAUUAUAUGGAUCUAAAGAUCCAAAGGACAGCAUCAGAAGUGAAUGGACACCUUCUUAUAAGUACAACUCUUGGAAUAAAGAACGCAAGGCAUCUGGAGCCACUCCCAUGACUGAUGGGGAAGAAAGAGAGUUAUGGGAAGAAGAACAAAAAAGACUAGAUCGAGAGUGGUAUGCUUUGGACGAUGGAGAAAAUCGUCCGUUUGCUGACGUAUCUGAGGAGUAUGCACAGAAAAAGGAGAUGGAGAUGGAGGCUAAACGUGAGAGACGAGUAUCAGCUCAACAGCGACAAAUAAACAAGGAUAACGAGCUGUGGGAGCGAAACAGGAUGUUGACUUCAGGUGUAGUUAGCUCUCUGGAACAUGAUGAUGAUCCUGAUGAUGAGGGCGAAGCUAGAGUUCAUCUUUUGGUCCACAACGUUGUCCCACCUUUUCUAGAUGGUCGCAUCGUAUUCACGAAGCAGCCCGAGCCAGUAGUACCAGUUCGAGAUCCGAGUUCAGACAUGGCUGUGGUUGCUCGAAAAGGGUCAGCAUUAGUUCGAGCUUAUCGAGAACAAAAAGAGCGACGGAGAGCACAACGUAAGCAUUGGGAAUUGGCUGGCACAGCUAUUGGAAAUAUAAUGGGCGUCCCUGGAGCUGAUGGAAAGGCAGGCGCCGACGGAGAUCGAGAAGGUCAGGAUACUGACUUCAAGGCUGGGCAGAAGUAUGCUCGUCACAUCAACACGGGUGAAAGCUCGGGCGAGUUCAGGCACAAAACAAUCCAAAAUCAACGACGAAGUCUUCCAGUUUUUGCCGUCAGACAAGAACUACUGAAUGUUAUCAGGGAAAAUAGCGUUGUUGUAAUUGUGGGAGAAACUGGUAGUGGCAAAACAACUCAGCUGACACAGUACCUGCAUGAGGAUGGGUACAGUUGUUACGGAAUAAUAGGUUGUACUCAACCUCGUAGAGUAGCGGCAAUGUCAGUUGCCAAAAGGGUAUCUGAUGAAAUGGCUACGCCGCUAGGAGAGAAAGUGGGAUACGCAAUUCGUUUUGAAGAUUGUACUUCAAAAGAGACAGUCAUCAAAUAUAUGACUGAUGGAAUUCUUUUACGAGAGAGCUUACGUGAAGGAGAUUUGGAUAGAUACAGUGUCAUUAUUAUGGAUGAGGCUCAUGAACGGUCUUUAUCGACCGACGUACUAUUUGGGCUGCUUAGAGAGGUAGUUGCACGUCGUCACGAUCUGAAGCUGAUAGUAACGUCUGCAACUAUGGACUCUACUAAAUUCUCUGCAUUCUUUGGUAAUGCGGCAACAUUCGCCAUUCCGGGACGAACUUUCCCCGUUGAAAUAAUUCACGCUAAAAACUCCGUCGAAGAUUAUGUGGAUGCAGCUGUCAAGCAGGUCCUACAGAUUCAUCUUCAGCCCCGAAGCGGUGAUGUUUUAGUAUUCAUGCCUGGUCAAGAGGACAUUGAAGUAACAUGCGAAGCACUGAAGGAAAGGCUUGGCGAAAUCGAUUCUGCACCUCCUCUGUCCAUUCUCCCUAUCUAUUCGCAACUUCCCUCUGACUUACAAGCCAAAAUUUUCCAACGUGCAGAAGGUGGAUUCCGCAAGUGUGUCGUGGCAACUAACAUUGCAGAAACAUCUCUUACGGUAGACGGCAUUGUCUUUGUGGUAGACUCAGGCUAUUGCAAACUAAAAGUCUACAAUCCAAGGAUAGGUAUGGAUGCGCUCCAGGUAUAUCCUGUGUCUAGAGCAAACGCUGAUCAGAGAGCAGGGCGAGCCGGACGUACUGGUCCUGGUCAUUGUUAUCGGCUUUAUACACGCCGACAAUACAUGGACGAGCUACUGUUCACUGGAGUGCCAGAAAUUCAGCGAACUAAUUUAGCCAACACCGUCCUUCUGCUCAAAUCACUUGGAGUCCAAGACUUGCUUGCCUUUCACUUCAUGGAUCCUCCACCCCAAGACAAUAUACUCAAUUCUUUAUAUCAGUUAUGGAUCCUGGGUGCCUUGGACCAUACAGGGCGCUUGACUCCCCUUGGGCGUCAAAUGGCAGAAUUUCCCCUUGAUCCUCCACAGUGUCAGAUGCUCAUCGUUGCCUCGCAACUUGGCUGCACUGCUGACAUUCUGAUAAUAGUAUCAAUGCUGUCGGUGCCAUCAAUCUUCUACCGACCUAAAGGGCGAGAAGAGGAUUCAGAUUCUGCUAGAGAAAAGUUCCAAGUCCCAGAAUCUGAUCAUUUGACAUUCCUGAAUGUAUACAAUCAAUGGAAGUCAAAUGGAUAUUCUACUUCGUGGUGUAACGACCAUUUCAUACACGGUAAAGCAAUGCGUAAAGUUAGAGAGGUCCGACAACAACUUGAGGAGAUCCUGAAACAGCAGAAAAUAGAGGUCGUAAGCUGCGGCACUGACUGGGAUGUGGUACGAAAAUGUAUUUGUUCGGCAUAUUUUCAUCAAGCUGCACGUCUGAAAGGAAUAGGAGAAUACGUCAACUGCCGUACAGGAAUGCCUUGCCAUCUUCAUCCCACAUCUGCUUUAUUCGGCAUGGGCUUUACUCCUGAUUACGUAGUUUACCAUGAGUUAGUCAUGACUGCCAAGGAAUAUAUGCAAUGUGUCACCGCUGUUGAUGGACACUGGCUUGCAGAACUCGGACCUAUGUUUUUCAGUGUCAAAGAAACUGGACGUAGCGGCAGAGCUAAGCGGCGACAGGCCCUACAGCAUCUACAUGAAAUGGAAGGGCAGAUGAAAGUUGCUGAAGAAGAGAUGCGACUCAGAGCUCAGGAACAGCUUGAAAAGGAACAAGCUUCAGUUCGAAAGAAAGAAAUUUUGACGCCCGGUUCGAGGGAACCAGGAACCCCUGCCAGUUAUCGUAAAACCCCAGGCCGAUUUGGCUUAUGAUUGAUUAUACAGUCUUCAAAACCUAGAUUGUUUUGUACAUAAAAUUGUAUGAUUCAUCUUUCUCGGUUUGAUUUCAUUUUUCCUACAUAUUUAUGUAAUUUGAGGUAGCAAUAAACAGGAUGAUUCUAAAUCAGUAAAA
Molecule: messenger RNA, 3576 nt
Organism: Athalia rosae (coleseed sawfly)
Lineage: Eukaryota; Metazoa; Arthropoda; Insecta; Hymenoptera; Athaliidae
Product: pre-mRNA-splicing factor ATP-dependent RNA helicase PRP16
Exons: 8
Coding region: 9-3437 (1142 amino acids)
Biological process (GO): mRNA splicing, via spliceosome
Cellular component (GO): intracellular anatomical structure; spliceosomal complex
Molecular function (GO): ATP hydrolysis activity; RNA binding
Source: RefSeq, a predicted model, not a curated record